GAUUUACUAAUCAUCUGGACAGCCUCUUUGAAUCCACCGUGUCGACGAAGGGAGUUUACGUAUUAGUGAAGCGGCUCAGCAUCCGGUCACGUCUUCUCAACUUCCCCUGAAAACAACACCACGUGUGAGGGAAAUGAAUGGGUAACUGUCAGCGCUGUCCACACAUGCACAUUCAACGGCAUUAAGGGCACGACCUACCGUUUACUGACCAACGUUUGUGUUCGUUUGUUUUAAAACUCAAAAGAACGCUGCUUCUGGAGAAGAGUGACGGUGCUCACCAUGAGUUUUGUGGAGUACUCAGACUUCAUUCAGGACGGGGACGUGGCCGUCGUCUACCUGGGCCAUGAAUCCAUGAUGCCAGUCAAGGUGCAGCAGGGCGCCCAAACGCAGACGCGCUACGGAGCUAUUCGCCACUCCACAGACCUGAUAGGUCAGCGGUACGGGUCGAAGGUCACCUGCAGCAAAGGCGGCUGGGUCUACGUGCUUCACCCCACACCUGAGCUGUGGACAGUCACCCUGCCGCACCGCACACAGAUCCUCUACACCACCGACAUCGCCACCAUCACCAUGAUGCUGGAGCUGAAGCCGGGCUCAGUCGUCUGCGAGUCAGGGACCGGUAGCGGCUCUCUCUCCCACGCCAUCCUGCGCACCAUCGCCCCCACAGGUCACCUGCACACGGUGGAGUUCCACCAGCAGCGGGCGGAGAAGGUGGCCGAGGAGUUCAAGGAGCACCGCGUGGAUCACCUGGUCACCGUCAGGAACCAGGAUGUGUGCAAGGACGGCUUCGGAGUAACCGGGGUGGCGGACGCCGUAUUCCUGGACAUCCCCAGUCCCUGGGAGGCAGUGAUACACGCCAAGGCUGCUAUGAAGAAACAAGGAGGUCGGGUGUGUUCGUUUUCUCCGUGUAUUGAGCAGGUUCAGAGGACGUGCGAGGCGUUGGUGGACCAGGGCUUCGAGGAGCUCAGCACCGUGGAGAUCCUGCUGAGAGUCCACGACGUGCGAACAGUCUACCUGCCGCUGCCCGACUUCGGCCCUGACUCCCUAGCUCAGACUCAGCCCGACGUUGCAGAGAAAACGCCUCCAAUCCAGGCCUCCGUCGCCAUGAAGACCACCAUCCUGCCCAGAGAAAUGCCAGGUCACACAGGGUACCUCACCUUCGCUACCAAACCCAGAACCUAAAGGGAUUUGUCUUUAUUUUCCCCACCAGUAAGUAGGACGUGUUUAUAAUGCGUCCUCUUUGCCUGGCGCCAGUGUGUUUUCCAUGUACAUUAAUAAGACUGUGAUAAUCCAGCAGGGGUACCAGGCUCCUCCAGGUCCCGGCUGGCACUGCAGCACCAAGAGGAUUUAGUUUGUGUUACAUCAUUUUAGCCUCCUGUCACCUGGCACUGGUUUGUUGCUUGCAUCAAGCAAGAGUGAAAAUCAAGUCGUUUCAUUUGAGAAGAAUGAACUAUGCUUUAUGUCUCCCCUUUUUAUAAAAAUCACUUUUAAUCAGUUCUUUCAUUUGUUGGGGGAAGAAAUAUUUUUUUUAUUUUGCACUUUUGUAUUCCAGUAAAUACAAUAAAUGUGUGAAAAGAU
This is a messenger RNA of Perca flavescens (yellow perch), 1575 nucleotides long. RefSeq names its product tRNA methyltransferase 61A (gene trmt61a). Gene Ontology annotation, cellular component: tRNA (m1A) methyltransferase complex; nucleus. The transcript has 4 exons. Gene Ontology annotation, biological process: tRNA methylation. The record is from RefSeq and is a predicted model, not a curated record. Bases 280 to 1179 code for a protein of 299 amino acids. Gene Ontology annotation, molecular function: tRNA (adenine(58)-N1)-methyltransferase activity. Lineage: Eukaryota; Metazoa; Chordata; Actinopteri; Perciformes; Percidae.